CAAUCGACAUCCGCCAAAAUGCCUUCGUGGGCGCCACUGACCGCAGAACAGCUGGAGCAGCGUCGCAUCGUCAACAUCAACCCUGAGACUGUCACCAAUACCGCCUCGACCGAUAUUCCUGGUCAUUAUGGCCCCGCGCAAGACGACACAUGGAACCUCGAGCGCUUCAGAAAUAAUCUCCAAGUCGAGUUCCGUCAGAACGAACAAUUCAACUCGGCCUUCUCCCUCAUUGGCGUAGACGCCAGCAUAGCGAAUGCAUAUCGACGAAUACUGCUCGCCGAACUGCCCACGCUCGCCAUCGAGGAUGUCUUCAUCUUCGACAACACCAGCAUCAUCCAGGACGAAGUGCUCGCACACCGACUUGGCUUGAUUCCUCUCACUGGUGGCAAAGAUGGUCUGCGGUGGAUGCACUGGUUCAAGAAGCCUCCACCUCAGUCCGACUACGCAGCUCGAGCACUGUGGGAGCAGGAGCAAGAAGAGUCGGGUGACACUUCGUCAUCCGUCAACUCAGACUUCAACACUGUCGUCAUGACCCUGAACGUGACGUGCAGGUGGAAGAAUAAGGAGGAGGAUGGCAUUGACGGCAAGAAGGUGGCACAGGAGGGCAGCACAGAUCCCACCGAGAAAUAUGUUAAUUCGAAUGUCUACGCACACCAGAUGACAUUUGAGCCGCAAGGAAAGCUACAAAGGGAGUACUUUGGAGGCGAGAAUGCCAUCCGCCCAGUCAAUCCGAACAUAUUGAUCGCAAAGCUGCGACCUGGUCAGACAAUCAACGUCAGAAUGCACUGCUGCAAAGGCAUUGGUGCGGACCACGCCAAGUUCUCUCCUGUAGCCACAGCCUCAUAUCGCCUACUUCCAGACAUCAAAAUUACCAAGCCUAUCGUCGGCGCAGACGCGAAAGCAUUCCAGAAGUGCUUUCCUCGCGGUGUGAUCGGUCUCGAGGACGACAAGGAAAGCGGCAGCAAGAAGGCUGUUGUCAUUGACCCAUACAAGGACACCGUCAGCAGAGAGUGCUUGCGAUACGACGAGUUCAAGGACAAGGUCAAGCUUGGCCGUAUACGAGAUCACUUCAUCUUCAGCAUUGAGAGCACUGGUCAAUUCGACAGCGACGAGCUUUUCAUUGAUUCUGUGCGGCUUCUUAAGGCCAAGGCCGAGCGUUUCAAGCGUCAUUUGCAGUCCGUUGAGGAUGGUCGAUAG
Messenger RNA from Pseudocercospora fijiensis CIRAD86, 1197 nucleotides. RefSeq lists its product as uncharacterized. Gene Ontology annotation, biological process: DNA-templated transcription. The coding region runs from base 19 to 1197 and encodes 392 amino acids. The record is from RefSeq and is a predicted model, not a curated record. Lineage: Eukaryota; Fungi; Ascomycota; Dothideomycetes; Mycosphaerellales; Mycosphaerellaceae. Gene Ontology annotation, molecular function: protein dimerization activity. The transcript has a single exon. Gene Ontology annotation, cellular component: RNA polymerase I complex; RNA polymerase III complex.